CACGAUGUCACCUGAUUCUGGGGCGCACAGGGGCCCGGGGCAGGGGUUGUUGCCCUGUGCGAGGUGGCGGCUCCCGUCUGAGCGGGGCCCCCGGCUCGGGCAGCCCUCCUGGGAGCGGGCCGUGUGGGUUCUGGGGGCCGCUGGGUGGGUGGGUGCGGCCUCUGUGGCCUGGCCCUCUGGCCGCCCCGUCUAGAGCCUUUAUCCCCCAAUAUAAUUUGGCCCCAGGAAGAGUUAAAACCCAGCAGCUCUCCUGGGACUGAAUCCCUGGUAGCUGGUAGCCCUGUGCCUUUCCCCUUCCCCAGAGGAGGGGUGCCCCAGGUCACAGAGCCCAGCCGGGGAAGCCGGGGGCGGCGGGUGACCUUCUCUUCCCGUUCUUGAGCACCGUCUCCCACCUGCUCCCGAGUAGAAGGCUCAGGAAAUUUGGAGGACAAGGCGGUGCUGGUGGUGAUGGUAGCAGAAGGAAUAAAGUGAUGUAAACUCGUGGAGUGUUUAGAUAAAGGACUCUGUGAGGGACACCAGAUCUCCUCCCUGCUGACGGCUACCCCAGCAGGUCCUGGCUGGCAUCAACUCCGGUUAGAGGGGAAGCCGAGGAUGAGGUGUGGGGAGGAGUCAUCCAUGGUCCCUUGGCGUGGCAGGGACCAGGACUGAGGCCUGGACCCGGGCUCCAGUCCCCAUUCAUAGUCCCAGCAGCAGCUGACUGCCACCUUCACGUUUGCAGGGUUCUUUUUCAUUUUUUUCUAAUUAGUAGACUUCUAAAUUAUUAUUAAUAGAGAUUUUUUUGUUUUUGUUUUUGAACAGUUUUAGGUUUACAGGAAAAUGAGUGGAAAGUACAGGUUUCCCCAAAUCCCUCUCCAGGGUCCCCGAUGAUGACCACCUUGCAGUAAUGGGUGUGCCGCCUUGUCACGAUUGAAGAGCCAAUUUUUUUUUUUUUUUUCUGUACGCGGGCCUCUCACUGUUGUGGUCUCUCCCGUUGCGGAGCACAGGCUCUGGACGUGCAGGCUCAGCGGCCAUGGUUCACAGGCCCAGCCACUCCACGACAUGUGGGAUCUUCCCGGACCGGGGCACGAACCCGUGUCCCCUGCAUUGGCAGGUGGACUCUCAACCACUGCGCCACCAGGGAAGCCCGAAGAGCCAAUAUUAAUGCAUUCUUCUUAGCUGAAGUCUGUAGUUGACAUAGGGGUUCUCCGUUGGUGUCCUGCAGUCUCUGGGUUUGGGCAAAUGUACACUGACACGCGUCCACCAUCACAGUAUCACACAGAGUAGUUUCACUGCCCUGAAAAUCCCCUGUGCUCCUCUGACUCGUGCUUUCUCCCAACCCCUGGAAACCAAGGAUCCUUUUUUUUUUUCCCAAGGAUCCUUUUACUGUCCCCACAUAGCUCUGCCUUUUCCAGAAUGUCCUGGAGUUAGAAUCACUGUGUGUUGCCUUCUCAGACUGUCUUCUGUCACUUGGUGAUGUGUUUCUGGUUCCUCCGUGGAAGAGAACAGAGAGCCCAGAGACAGACCCGCACAGUGUAGUCACCUGGUCUUUGAUGAGCAGCAAAGGCAAUCUGUAUACUUUUAAAACAGCCAGGUAAACUGGAUAUCCCAUCAAUUUAUUACUUUUUUUUUUUUUUCCCUUUUGGCUACACCUCCCGGCUUGCGGGAUCUUGGUUCCCCGACCGAGGAUUGAACCCACGCCCUCGGCAGUGAAAGCGCGGAGUCCUAACCACUGGACCACUAGGGAAUUCCUAAUUUAUUACAUUUUUUAAUUAAAAAGGGACUUGAGCUUCUUGGAGAAGAUUAGGAGAAUUCUGGAAUUCCCCCGGCCCCUCUCAGGCCCUGAACCUCCCAGACACCUUUAACCUGCGUGUUGCUCCUUGUCUGGGCCGAGAGGUCACGUUUCUUUCUGCUUAUCAGAGUCAUAGAUACUCCCUGGCGAGAAAGCAGAUAAUGCAUUUAAUUUCAAGAGAAAAAUGAAAGUCUCCAUGAGCCUCUGCCCAGACAGAAUCUCCGAGGCCAACCUGGUGCAUUUCUUUUCCACCUUUUUAAAUUUAAACUCAAGGUGGACGCCGUCAGACAACACAAGGCUUUCCUGACCUCGAGCCUGGUCAUCGAUGGCACCUGUGUCGUGAUGCCGUCCCAGCCCCUCCGCCGUGUUCCAGGCUCCUGCGACAGCUUAGGGUAGCAGCUGUGUCCGCCGUCGGGCACCCGGGCUGGUGGCUUUUGCUUUGGCCCCUGCUCUGGGAGGAAAGCUUCCCGGGCUGUGGGCACUCACAUCCACAGGUGCUUUGCCCAACAGCCUCGCUUCCUGCUCUUCGGCUCGCAGCCCUCACAGACAGGUGUGGGUGACACGUGACAGCGAGCAAGGUGAACCUCCUGACAGGUUACAGCAGUGCUUUUCUUUUCCUACCAAAUAUAUCGCGAAAACUGUGAUGAUGGAAACGCAGGUGGUCAAGUGGAGGACUGACAGGCCGGGUGCUCCCGCCUAAUCCUCCCGGAAUUAGGGCUCCAGGGGAGGAAUCUGCUUUCGCGCCUGGAAGCUGUUAAGAAGCAGGCACGUAAGCCAGUGAGGGCUGCUGGCACCCCUGCUUUCUGGACCAUUCUGUGUCGUUCUGCAGAGCCCUAGCAUGGGGUGAAGACGUCUAGAAAUCUGUCACGUUUCCUGAUCCCUCUGCUGCUGUCGCCCUCACCUUGUGGCUGACCUUGACCUGCCUGCGCGCCUCACCUCACUCCUCUGCACUCUGCUCUGCCCGACGCCCCGAUCCUGCCAAAGACGAGGCCCAGCCCCUGGCUUCACGGCUCCGGCUCAAGGGCCACGCCCAGCAGCUCCUGCCCCGCACACACCCGUCCCCUCCUGCUUCAUCCAGCCUCGGACCGCGCCGGUCUCGGCUGAGGGCAGCACGUUACACUGCUGUCUGCACCUAUGAGAAAGUUCUCCACGGAGACAGGGGUGUUGGCAGAUGUAUCUCUAGUGUGAGGACGGUCUUUUCAUGAAGCUGGUCUUCAGGAAUGAUGUGUCAGAUGGUUCUAGUUUCCCCAAACCCUCCAGGGAUGCGGGAUUUGCAGCCCCACGCCCGCAAAGAAGAGGGAGGGCGAGCUGACGGUGGCCCAGGGCCGCGUCAAGGACCUGGAGUCCGUGUUCCACCAGAGUGAGGCAGAGCUGGCCGCUGCUCUCAGCGACAAGCGCGCCCUGGAGAACGACGUGGUGGAGCUGAGGGCCCAGCUGGCCAAGGCGGAGGAUGGGCACGCAGUGGCCAAAAAGCAGCUGGAGAAGGAGACGCUGAUGCGCGUGGACCUGGAGAACCGCUGCCAGAGCCUGCAGGAGGAGCUGGCCUUCCGCAAGGACGUCUUUGAGGAGGAGGUGCGGGAGACGCGACGGCGACACGAGCGGCGCCUGGUGGAGGUGGACAGCAGCCGGCAGCAGGAGUAUGACUUCAAGAUGGCCCAGGCACUGGAGGAGCUGCGGGCGCAGCACGAUGAGCAAGUGCGGCUGUACCGCCUGGAGCUGGAGCAGACCUACCAGGCCAAACUGGACAACGCCAAGCUGAGCUCCGACCAGAACGACAAGGCCGCCAGCGCCGCUCGGGAGGAGCUUAAGGAGGCCCGCAUGCGGGUUGAGUCCCUCAGCUACCAGCUCUCCGGCCUCCAGAAGCAGGCGAAUGCGGCCGAGGACCGGAUCCGGGAGCUGGAGGAGACCGUGGCCGGGGAGCGGGACAAGUUCCGGAAGAUGCUGGACGCCAAGGAGCGGGAGAUGACGGAGAUGCGGGAUGUGAUGCAGCAGCAGCUGAACGAGUACCAGGAGCUGCUGGACGUCAAGCUGGCCCUGGACAUGGAGAUCAGCGCCUACCGCAAGCUCCUGGAGGGCGAGGAGGAGAGGCUGAAGCUGUCCCCCAGCCCGUCAUCGCGCAUCACCAUCUCGCGGGCCACAUCGAGCAGCAGCGGCAGCAGCGUGUCCGUGUCCGGGCGCCUGGGCCGCAGCAAGCGGAAGCGGCUGGAGGUGGAGGAGCCGCUGGGCACGGGCUCCAGCGGCACCGGCUCCAGCAGCAGCAGCUUCCGCCUGGCCCAGCAGGCCUCGGCCUCGGGCAGCAUCAGCAUCGAGGAGAUCGACCUAGAGGGCAAGUUCGUGCAGCUGAAGAACAGCUCGGACAAGGAUCAGUCUCUGGGCAACUGGAGGAUCAAGAGGCAGAUCCUAGAAGGGGAGGAGAUCGCCUACAAGUUCACGCCGAAGUAUGUGCUGCGGGCCGGCCAGACGGUCACGGUAUGGGCAGCCGGUGCAGGGGUGGCUCACAGCCCCCCGUCAACGCUCGUGUGGAAGAGCCAGAACAGCUGGGGCACGGGCGAGAGCUUCCGGACCAUCCUGGUCAAUGCUGACGGGGAGGAAGUGGCCAUGAGAACCGUGAAGCAGUCCUCGGUGGCGCGGGAGGCCGAGGACGGGGAGGAGGGUGAGGACGAGGCGGCCGAGUUUGGAGAGGAGGAUCUUUUCCAUCAGCAGGGGGAUCCGAGGACCACCUCUCGAGGCUGCCGCGUCAUGUGAACCGAACAUGCCUCGUCACACGUCUUUCUUUAUCCAGGGCCACUGAAAACUAUUUUUAUAUCGUUGGCUUCUUUAGUCCUUGGUACAUUUCUAGAGAGUUUUUAAGCGAACUGCCAGAGCGUGGGGGUGGGUCUCUGCUGAACUUUCCUGUUGCUGGGUUUCCCUGGGCCCUUCAUCACCACUGUCCAGAGUGUUAAGUGCCCCGUUCUCACCUUUCAGUUGAGUUUGGGGCCCAGGAGCCGAGUGGCUAGCGGGCUUUGGGCUGGGAGUCCAGGGGGCCCGUCCACCGCUUCGGUCUCAGCUGCAGCCUGGGGUCAGGGCGGGAGAGGAGGCCUGAGGUGGACAGAGCAGAACUGCACGUAGGAAUCCAAUAGUUGUUUGUUUUAUUAAGCUUUUAAAAAAACCAGAUUUAGAAUCCAGGUUCUGACCUGGUGGGGGGAAGGGGCACCCUGUGGAAGUUUGGUGGCUCAGCCAGCCGAGCGCCAGAACAAGGGAAUCGCAGGCUUUUGCCGUCAGGCCUGGGCUUGGGGUUUGUCACAGUUUCUGCUCUGCUCUCAGGAAUGGGGUGCGUGGGGUCGGCCUCCUGGCUCCCUCUCUGGCUGCUGGAGCCUCACGCUUCUGGGGCUCUCUGCAGCUGAGUUCCUCACCUUACGGGGAUCCGUUAUAAGACUUGUCCUCAGGUAAGCCUUGAGGGGACAGGUGUGACGAAUUCGGAAACAAAUGCCUUGGGCUCCAGCACGAUGUCCACCUGUAACCACCGCUUCCCACCCUCCCGUCGGAGGAGGGUGACUUCAGGGCGAGACGCUGGACUCCCCGUGCUCCGACUCCGUGCCUUGUGCACAGGGCACGCUGACUCACGUGUAUUCUUGGGCAUGUACUAAUAUCGCGGCUUCCUCUGUAACUUCUUGCUGAAAUGGUGUUCCUGAGACAGACCUGCCCGGGCCAGUUGACCGCUACGGGAUGGCUCCAUGUCACGGUCCAGCUUCUGGCCGCCUGGCCGCCCCCUCCCUGCAUCAGCUUACCUUCGACGCCUCUGCCACGUAGAUACACAGAAGUUAUUUUUUUAACGGAUAUUUAUUUUUUUACAUCGGUCAGUACACACAUUGCCUGGAUCCCACCUCAGGGGCUCAUGUAUGCCAGGGUCACCAGGACAGUCCCCCGAGGGGGUGGCAUUGGGGCGCCUGUCUCUGUGGGCUCUGAGGCCCCAGACGGCAAACUUCUUUCAGUAAGCGCAGCUCAAGUCUUAAAAGACGCAAUACUGAGCCAUGGAGGUGGCCUGCCCCCACCCCAGGCCGGGAGCAGCCCACCUGCGUCCUUUCCCUGGGAAUCGAUCAUGGCGACGGGGGCCCGAGGCCUGAGCCCCAGGCCGGGAAGGUGCCAGUGGCCGACAAAACUAAGCUGCUUCUGAGUCUAGAAUCCCCUGCAGACUCUGGCUUUAAGUCCGAGCACCUUUCCGUGGCCACCUGAGUCCCUGGACCGCGGGCUGUCUUCCUUCUCCCAGAAGUAGCAGGAGCUGAGGGAGCGUGAGGGUCUGGGGAGCCUGAUGAGAUGCUGGGAGGGUGGGGCUGGGUGGCACUCAAGCAAGUGGGAACUGCACUGGCUACAUCCUUCAAGGUAUUUUGAGAGUCUCUGGGGAUCAGAGGUCUGUCCUGGAAUUUGGGGUCUGAAUUGCUGAAGCAGUUUUGCAGGCUGGGCUCGAGGACAGGAAGGAAGGGAGAGGGCCCCACCCUCCCUGCAGGCCCAGGGGUCCUGAAAAACAGCCCAAGGGCUGCCCUAGUGCCUGCAGAGCCCCCAGGCUCACUGGUAGGGGUUGUUCCCAGCAGAUGAAUUUUCUUGCCUGCUUGAGAUCUUGGGUGGAGCCUGAAGUGGCCCAGACAGGCGCUGGGAUGCCCUUGGCUGGUGGGGGGAGGGUGCACUGGACUGGUGGCCACUUGUGGCUGGAGGCUGGUGACCGUCAUUGGUAAUCAAGUAUUUGAAAACACGGAGCAGAGUCCAAUGUUACAAUGUCAGCCAGGGCCUGGGAAAUCGAAUUUGCAUUUGUCCUUAAACAUACUUAACAUUAAGCCACUUAAAAUGAUGCAGAAGCGAUUCUUUUUUCUAAGCCCCUGUCAUGUGAUGAGGAGCACCCUUCCGGAGAAAACCCACUCUUCCCAGCCCUGGGGAGGGACGGCCUCCGGGGAUGUGGCCGGCAGGAAUCAACCCCUGGGAGACACCAGUGCCUCCCCCCGCUCCCCGCCCGCGGUCUGGGCGCUCAGCUGUUGCCACAGCAGCCAAGCUCAGACUUGGGCUCGUUUUUACCCACACCGUCUACCCAGCAGUUCUAUUUAUAUCAGCAUAUCCGAGCUGGGACUGACAUUCCUCAAGGACAUUAAAGCUACUGGAAAGGUCUUAAUUCUGAGCCCGAAAGGGAUCAUCAGCACUACACGCUAGUGGGCUCGGUUUCAAGAACUCGGCUGUUUGGACACGUUUCAGAGAUCUGUUGGUGGUUUUUAUGAUGCAUGCCAAACGUGUGGUCUUUUGUUUUCUCCGAUUUGUAAUACACGUUUUAUGACUGGAAACUUUUUUAUACAACACUCCAAUAAACAUUUUGGU
Molecule: messenger RNA, 7105 nt
Organism: Globicephala melas (long-finned pilot whale)
Lineage: Eukaryota; Metazoa; Chordata; Mammalia; Artiodactyla; Delphinidae
Gene: LMNB2
Product: lamin B2
Biological process (GO): nuclear pore localization; nuclear migration; nuclear envelope organization
Cellular component (GO): nuclear envelope; nuclear lamina
Molecular function (GO): structural constituent of cytoskeleton
Source: RefSeq, a predicted model, not a curated record